Molecule: messenger RNA, 4470 nt
Organism: Rangifer tarandus platyrhynchus (Svalbard reindeer)
Lineage: Eukaryota; Metazoa; Chordata; Mammalia; Artiodactyla; Cervidae
Source: the annotation of a GenBank genome assembly
AUGCCGGGGCCCCCGCCGCCGCCGCUGUUGCUGCUCCUGCUCCUGGCCGUGGGCCUCGCCGGGGCCGCGCCACUUCCGCAAACAGGUGCAGGGGAGGCACCUGUUGCAGAAAUUUCCACGUCUUUUGUGAUCCUCUCUGUGGGCAGUUUAAUGAUAUUAAUAGUGUUAAUUGCAAACUGUGUAUCCUGCUGUAAGGACCCAGAAAUAGACUUUAAGGAAUUUGAAGAUAAUUUUGACGAUGAGAUCGAUUUUACACCACCAGCAGAAGACACUCCCUCUGUCCAGUCUCCAGCAGAAGUUUUCACACUUUCAGUACCAACGGUCUCACUACCAGCUCCAUCACAGUUCCAGCCUUCUGUAGAAGGUUUGAAGUCCCAAGUUGCCCGCCACAGUCUGAACUAUAUACAGGAAAUUGGGAAUGGCUGGUUUGGAAAGGUGCUCCUUGGAGAGAUCUACACAGGCACUAGCGUAGCAAGAGUGAUUGUGAAGGAGUUAAAAGCAAGUGCAAGCCCAAAGGAACAAGACACUUUUUUGAAAAAUGGAGAACCAUACUAUACCCUUCAGCAUCCAAAUGUCCUCCAGUGUGUCGGACAAUGUGUGGAAGCAAUCCCCUAUCUUCUGGUGUUCGAGUUCUGUGACCUGGGCGACCUGAAGGCUUACCUGCGCGGCGGCGAGCCGGAGCCGGCGCGGGGGGACGCACAGACGCUGCUGCUGCAGAGGCUGGCGUGCGAGAUCGCGGCGGGGCUGGCGGCCAUGCACAGGCGGCACUUCCUGCACAGUGACUUAGCCCUGCGAAACUGCUUUCUUACCUCGGACUUAAAUGUGAAAGUGGGUGAUUAUGGAAUAGGAUUCAGCAGGUACAAGGAGGAUUAUAUUGAGACGGAUGAUAAAAAGCUUUUCCCUCUUCGGUGGACUGCUCCAGAGUUAGUAACCAGCUUUCAAGACAGACUGCUAACUGCAGAACAAACCAAAUAUAGUAAUAUCUGGUCCCUGGGUGUGACGCUAUGGGAGCUCUUUGAGAAUGCUGCUCAGCCUUAUUCCAGCCUCUCCAACUUAGAUGUGCUCAACCAGGUCAUUCGAGAGAGAGACACAAAACUCCCAAAGCCCCAGCUGGAGCAGCCCUACUCCGACAGAUGGUAUGAAGUCUUGCAGUUCUGCUGGCUGUCACCAGACAAGCGGCCAGCAGCGGAGGACGUGCACAGGCUGCUCACCUACCUGCGGAUGCAGAGCCAGAGGGACCCGGAAGUGGACUUUGAGCAGCAGUGGAAUGCACUCAAGCCCAAUGCAAACAGCAGAGAUGCUGCAAGUAACGCUGCCUUCCCCAUCCUCGACCACUUCACCAGGGACCGGCUUGGCCGAGAGAUGGAGGAGGUCCUCACCGUGACCGAGACCAGCCAAGGCCUGAGCUUCGAGUACGUCUGGGAGGCUGCCAAGCAUGACCAUUUCGACGAGCGCAGCCGAGGCCCCCCGGAUGAAGCCUUGUCCUACACCAGCAUCUUCUUUCCCACGGAAGCGUUCGAGAGCUCGCUUUCAGACCCCGGUCCUGGCAAGCAGAAUGAUGGUGGCCAGGACGUCCCCCUGCGGGCCCCUGGGGUGGUGCCCGUUUUCGAUGCCCACAACCUUUCUGUUGGAAGCGACUACUACAUCCAGUUAGAAGAAAAAAGCCGUAGCAACUUGGACCUAGAUUACCCGCCCACUCUGCUCACGACAGAGAUGGAUAAUCCUGAGAGGCUCGGGGACAGCGCGUCCCAGUGUCCGACGCUCAGGAGCCUGGAGCUUGAGGAGUCCAGUACAGAGGAGGAUUUCUUCCAGAACAGUGCAGACCCCAAAGAGGCCAGCAGACCCGAGGAGGCCCACAGCACCAAGGGCCCCGAGAGCCCUUUCAACAGUUUAUUUAAUGACCUUGACAAGUCAGAGGCUCUGCCCAGUCACCAAAAAAUAUUUGACUUGAUGGAACUAAAUGGAGUCCAGGCUGACUUUAAGCCGCCCACCCUGAGUUCAAAUUUGGAUGACCCCAAAGAGUCAGUAAUUGCGCGCCACUUGGAGAAGGAACAGCCCCAUAAGCUUUUUGACUGCGAGCCUCUUUACUCCACAGACAAGCUCGUACACCAAGAUGGUUUUGAUCAGCUGGACAUUGAAGAGUUGUCAGAAAAUUUUUUGUUUCUUCAAGAGAAGAACUUACUGAAAGACUCCUUGUCCAGCAAAGAGCAUGUAAAUGAUCUGCAGACAGAACUCAGAAAUGCUGGCUUUCCUGAAUACAUGUUAGAAACUCCCAGUAGAAAGUCUGUAAAGGCUGAGCCUAAGUUUGCUGAAAGUAAACCAGACUCUUCGCUGCAGGAGAGCGUCAGCGUGCAGGGCAGGGAGUCAGGCGCAGUGCCCAAGGGUGGCUCUGGGGUGGCAGCCUCACCGCGCUCCCCACAGCCGCAGGUUCCUCCUACCUCGCUUGAAACCCAGGGGCCGCCUCACGAAGUGCCCCCGGGUGUAGCCCUGAAGCAGGGCGAAGACAGGCCCACGUGUCCAGAGGGCGGUGUCCGUGAAGACGGCGCCUGCCGAGAGGUAAACGCGGACUCCACGCCCGCCCCACCGGACACCCCCGCCCCCACCGGCGACGGGUCCCCGGCCCUGACUCAGCAGGGGGAGGGGGCCGUGAGCCUGACCCAAAGCGACCCCAGCCUGGUCCAGGACACCUCCGCCAGCAAGGUGAGUAUAGGGAACGGCCUUCCGGAAUUGAGGCAGAACUUAAAAAACCAGCUGCCUUUGGAAGACCACGGCCCUCGAGGCCUGCGGGAGAGAGCCCGGGAGGCUGCGGAGGUGCUGGGGCAACUGGGUCGUAAAGAGGCUGCUGCAGAGGAGGGCGGCUUGGUGUCCGCCCUCUCCUCAGACUCGGCCAGUCAGGACAGCCUCCUGGAGGACAGCUUGUCGGCGCCCAUCCCCACCUCCGAGCCGUCCGCAGAGACCCCGGACUCCCUGGAUUCGGUGGACGUCCACGAGGCUUUACUGGGCUCCUUAGGUCCUCACACGCCACAGAAACUCCUGACCCCCGACAAGCCAGCGGACAGUGGCUACGAGACAGAGAACCUGGAGUCGCCUGAGUGGACGCUGCACGUGGCCCCUGAGGGCGCCGCGGCGCCUGACACGGCCUCAGCGCGUGAGGGCACUCCCGACAGGCUGCCUCCCAAGCCCAUCAUCGUCAUCUCAGACGCCGCUGACGGCCACAGAGGUGCGGAGGCGACCUCACAGACUGCCGCGCCUGCGUCCCAGGGCUCCCACCGAGACUCCGCGUACUUCUCGGACAACGACUCUGAGCCCGACAGGAGGUCGGAGGGGGCCCUGGGCACCUCGGUGUUGGCCCUAGGAGCCGACCAGCCCCUGCCCGAGAGUGUCCUGCCGCAGAGUCCUGGCCCCCUGGCCAGCUGCCUGGACGCCAGCAGCAGCCCGCCUGACCCCAGCUGUCCUCCUGCUCUGCAGAACUCCCGUCACCUGGAAUCCAGAGAACCUACAGAACCAGCUCCCACACACAUACUUCCCCCCGACGACGAGGCUGGCAGCCCCUCGAGUCUGCAGAACUCAGAGCUCAGCAGCGGGGAUGACCUUGAGGCCCCCGAGGAUCCCCCCUGCAUGCUGACUUCCACUGGCACCAACACUGAUGAACUCCUGGCGUUGACCCACGCCCCUCUCCGCUGCGGCGGCCCUGCGGCCCCGACAGACGAGAAGGCCUUGUGUGGCCACUCUGAGGGCCCCAAGCUGAAGGAGCCGGACGUGGAGGGAAAGUACCUGGGGAAGCUCGGCGUGUCGGGGAUGCUGGACCUCGCCGAGGAUGGGAUGGAUGCCGAUGAGGAGGACGAGAACAGCGAAGACUCGGACGAGGACCUGCGGGCCUUCACCCUGCACAGCCUGAGCUCCGAGUCUGAGGACGAGGCCGAGCACCCGGUGCCCGUCGUCCUCAGCCGCGAGGACGGCCGCUGCCUGCGGAGCCUGCUGAAGCCCGUGGACCCACCGCCUGGCUGGAGGAGGGAGAGGAAGGCGGUGACGUUUUUCGAUGACGUCACAGUCUAUCUCUUUGACCAGGAAACCCCGACCAAAGAGCUGGGCCACUGCGGGGGAGCCGCACGCAGCCCCGAGCUGAGCAGCCCUGCGCCGGCGGCGGGCUCCCCGCACCUGAGCCGGGGCCUGAACUCGGAGAGCUCCACCGACGAAGAAGGCGGAGGCUUCGAGUGGGACGACGACUUCUCCCCAGACCCUUUCCUGCCAAGGACGACGAGCCACCUCCUCAGCUCCAGGCCGGCCCUUCAGACCUCCAAGUACUUCUCCCCGCCGCCGCCCCGCAGCGCGGAGCCCAGCUGGCAGCACGCGGCCCCCUGCUCCAGGUUCUCCAUCACCCCCGCCAGCAUCGCCAGCUUCUCGCUCACGCACCUCACGGACUCGGACAUGGAGCAGGGAGGAAGCAGCGAAGACGGAGAGAAAGACUAG